AUGAGUUUCAAUGGAUCAUUCAAUAAACAUUACAUUCCAGUGUAUCCGCCACAUAUAAAAAAAGAAGGGGGAAAUAAAAAAAUAAAAAGAAAAAAUGGAACGAAUGAAAUUCAAAAAUCACAAUUAGUUUUGAGAGAUUUUUUAAAUUAUAUUACAAGUGAACAAGCUAUUUUUAUAGGAUUAUUAUCUUUAGAAGCAAAAGUUAUUAUUGGAAAACCAUUAAAAAGGAGUUCAGUUACUCGACAAUAUUUAAGAGUAAUAAGUAUUGAAUUUGAUGAUGGAAGGGUUAUAGAAUGUGAAAAUGAAGUUGAAGCAAAAUGUAUAGAAAAAAAGAAAAAUGACAUUAAAAAUGGAGUAAGUGAAAAAACAGCAAUAAGAAGAUUUAAAACAAAUAAAAGAACUGAAUCAACAAAUAUAUUAAUUAGUUUUUUAAAAAAAAUGGGAUAUAAUUUUCAGUCUCGAUUAACAGAAGGAAAGAAAGAUACAUCUAAAUUAGAAACCGUAUAUAAAAUAUGUAAAAAUAAUAUAGAAUUAAUGGAUUCAAAUCAAAUUGAUCAAAUUGGUGAACAAAUUAAUAAAUUUUUAUUCAAUUUAGUAUCUAGUGUAGUUGAUCCUGUAGUUAUAUCAAAUAAUGAACAAAUUAAAAAGCUUUUACUCCCUGUAAUUAAAAAAGAUUGA
Entamoeba histolytica HM-1:IMSS is the source of this 678-nucleotide messenger RNA. RefSeq lists its product as uncharacterized. The record is from RefSeq and is a predicted model, not a curated record. The transcript has a single exon. Lineage: Eukaryota; Evosea; Mastigamoebida; Endamoebidae. Bases 1 to 678 code for a protein of 225 amino acids.